Psylliodes chrysocephalus is the source of this 1878-nucleotide messenger RNA. Lineage: Eukaryota; Metazoa; Arthropoda; Insecta; Coleoptera; Chrysomelidae. The record is from the annotation of a GenBank genome assembly.
AUGAAGAUCAAAAAGAGUUUUAAAAAUGUAUGGAUAAUAAUAGUAGCAUGGAAUUCUCCAGUAUUAUCAAAAUUUAGUUCAAACAAUACAGAAGUCAAUCCCCUAGGAGCACCGUUGUCAGUAGUUCAAUUAUCAAUAUGUACAUCAAUAUUUCCAACAGGAUCGUUAAUAUCAGCUGCCAUUAUAACCAAACUGCCGGAUAUUUUCGGCAGGAAAAAAACAUUGAUCUACAUAGCAACUGUUGGAUUAACAUCGCUUGUUGUAUUAUCGUUUGUUAAUAAUUUCUGGUUGUAUUGCAUAAUCUUUUUAAUUUCAACUAUCAGUAUAUCGGCUGGUAUAAUAGUGGUGCCAACGUACGUAUCAGAAAUAUCCGAAAUUCAGAACAGAGGAUCUCUAGGAACAGUAGUAGCGAUAUCAAAAACUUUAGGACAAUUAUACACAUUUUUAUUGGCUCCAGUAACAAAUUUUAGUACCUUUUGUUUAUGUUGUGGAGCACCAUUAUUAUUACAUAUUUUAAUGUCCUUUUUUACACAAGAAUCUCCAGUUUUUCUUUAUAUCAAGGGCGAUACUGAAAGAGCUAAAAUAUCUUUAAAAAAAUUAAGACGAAAUAGAAUGCCCAUUGAGCUAGAAGAAGAAAUGAAAGAAAAAGAAAAAAUGCUUCAAACUAAGCUAACUGUGAGUCCCUAUAGGGUUUUAUUUCAAAGUCCCGCAGGAAAAAAAGCCUUCCUUUUGGCCUUAAUGAUUCGUUCUACACCGGUUUUAUCUGGUGUAUAUAUUAUUUUGUCGUUUUUGAGUAAGCUUUUAAACGAAGCUGGUACAAACCUUAUCUUCAUUGCCUACGGAAAUAUAUUAGCAUGGAACUCUCCUGUAUUAACAACAUUUAGUUCAAAUAAUACAGAGGUCAAUCCCUUAGGAACACCGUUGACAGUAGUUCAGUUGUCAAUAUGUACAUCAAUAUAUCCAAUAGGAUCAUUAAUAUCAGCUCCCAUUAUAACCAAACUGCCAGAUAUUUUUGGAAGGAAAAGAAUAUUGAUCUACUUAGCAACCAUUGGAUUAACUUCGUUUGUUGUAUUAUCGUUUAUUAAGAGUUUUUGGUUGUAUUGUAUUACCUUCUUAAUUUUAACUAUCACUAUAUCUGCUGGUACAAUAGUGGUACCAACGUACGUAUCAGAAAUAUCCGAAAUUCAAAACAGAGGAUUUUUAGGAACAGCAGUAGCGAUAUCGAAAACUGUAGGACAAUUAUACACAUUUUUAUUGGCUCCAGUAACAAAUUUUAGAACCUUUUGCUUAUGUUGCGCAGCACCAUUGCUACUACAUAUUUUAAUAUCUUUUUUUACACAAGAAUCUCCAGUUUUUCUUUUUAUCAAGGGCGACCCUGCUAGAGCUAAUAUAUCUUUAAAAAAAUUAAGACGAAAUAAAAUACCCAUUGAGCUAGAAGAAGAAAUGAAAGAAAAACAAAAUAUGCUUCAAACUAAGCACACUAUGAGUUCCUAUAAGAAUUUAUUCCAAAGUAGCGCAGGGAGAAAAGCCUUCUUUUUGUCCUUAAUGAUUCGUGAUACUUCAUCUUUAUCUGGUAUAUAUAUUAUUGUAUCAUUUUUAAGACCGCACAGUGGUGCAUGUGUGAUAUUGGAACGUAUACUUGAAAAGAAAUUUCUUUAUUUUCCUUGCCGACAUCAUGUUUAUGAAUUAGUUCUUCAGAAAGCAUGUCAAACAUGUUUAUCUGCAACGUCAGGUUCAAAUGUUUCUACGUUUGAACGAUUCCGGCAAACUUGGAAAAAUAUUGAUCAAAGUAAUCACAUAACUGGAUUGGACAAUGAAAUCAUACGUGAUAAAGUCAUGGACAAAAGAGAUGCUGUAUUCCCAUUUAUUUCCGAAUAA